Lepus europaeus (European hare) is the source of this 491-nucleotide messenger RNA. RefSeq names its product nuclear transport factor 2-like. The record is from RefSeq and is a predicted model, not a curated record. The transcript has a single exon. NCBI's taxonomy places the organism in Eukaryota, Metazoa, Chordata, Mammalia, Lagomorpha, Leporidae. Bases 65 to 448 code for a protein of 127 amino acids. Gene Ontology annotation, cellular component: nuclear pore central transport channel. Gene Ontology annotation, biological process: protein import into nucleus.
CCACCGCAGCCGCCGCCAUCGUGCCAGCCCCUCGGGUCUGAACAAGGCCAGGUGACGCUCCAGAAUGGGAGACAAGCCAAUUUGGGAGCAGAUUGGAUCCAGCUUCAUUCAACAUUACUACCAGUUAUUUGAUAAUGACAGAACACAACUAGGCGCAAUUUACAUUGAUGCGUCAUGCCUUACGUGGGAAGGACAGCAGUUCCAAGGGAAAGCUGCCAUUGUGGAGAAGUUGUCUAGCCUUCCCUUCCAGAAAAUCCAGCACAGCACCACGGCUCAGGACCAUCAGCCCACGCCAGACAGCUGCAUCAUCAGCAUGGCUGUGGGCCAGCUCAAGGCUGAUGAAGACCCUAUCAUGGGAUUCCACCAGGUGUUCCUAUUAAAGAACAUCAAGGAUGCUUGGGUUUGCACCAAUGAUAUGUUCAGGCUUGCCCUGCACAACUUCGGCUGACCUCCUCCCAGCCAGGCACUCAACGCUGUUUCCUCCUCCCUCC